AUAAAUUAAGUUGCUGACAGAAGAACGAGUCGCAGACUUUCUACACCAGCUUUCUGAACUGCACCCAAAGGAGUUCAUCAAAGAACCUCGAUUGCAUUAAUACAGGAUUCUCCAGCUUUACAAAGAGAAAAUGGUGGAUUAUAAAGUGACUGUGUUCACUGGCACCCGUGUCACUGCCACAACUUUAAACAGUGUCUUCAUUAAGCUGGUGGGCACGGAUGGUGAGAGUGAUAGCGAGAAGCUCAUCAAAGGGACUACAGUGAUAGGAGCAGUGUCUGAUUUUACCAUAUCCUGCCCUGUCUCCAUUGGAGAGCUGGUCCUCAUAGAAAUACAGAAACAGCGACUCACAGUGUUAACAGGCGAUGACUGGUUUCCUGCCAAGGUGGAAGUGCAAUCCCCUGAGGGAAAUGCUUAUACCUUUCCCAUCUACCGCUGGAUCACUGAUAGUGAGGUGCACCGCUUCAGAGAGGGAAAAGCUCUGAGAGUCUUCGAUGAAACACAUCAUCUUGGCAAGUACGAUCGAGAGCAGGAGUUGAGGAAGCGAGAAGAAGUCUACUGCUGGGAUGUAUAUGCAGAGGGAAUACCCCACACAAUAAAGGCAGAUGACCCUCUUUCUCUGCCCCCUGAGGUCCGCUUCUCCUUCAACAAGGAAAAAGAAUUUCGCUUGAAUCUUUCGACAGGGGUGACUGAGCUGAGUCUGCAGGGGUACUAUGACAACAAGAAGAACUGGGAUGAUAUUGAUGACAUCGAUCAUGUGUUCUGGAGCAAACGGACUGCGAUAUCAGACUAUGUCCAGAAACAUUGGAAGGAGGAUGCUUUUUUCGGCUACCAGUUCUUAAACGGUGUCAACCCUAUUUUGAUCCGACGUUGUACAGCUCUGCCCGGGAACUUCCCUGUCACUGAUGAAAUGGUCUCCCUCCAUGGUCAGUGUAGCUUGGAGGACGAAAUGAAGGAAGGCAACAUAUUCCUGUGUGACUACAAGCGUUUGGAUGGAGUGGAACCAAAUGUCAUCGAUGAGAAGAAGCAGUACUUGAUGGCUCCCCUUGUCCUUCUCCACAAAACACCUAACGAUAAGCUGAUGCCAAUUGCUAUUCAGCUGAAGCAGACUCCAGCCGACGACAAUCCCAUCUUUCUUCCUACUGAUGAGUGCAACUGGUUGAUGGCCAAGAUGUUUGUGAGAAGUGCAGAUUUUCAUGAGCAUCAGUACAAUGUUCACCUGCUGCGCACUCAUCUGCUGGCUGAAGUGUUUGCAGUGUCACUACUGCGCAAUGUGCCCAUGGUGCAUCCACUGUACAAGCUCCUCAAACUUCACACUCGCUACACUAUGCAUAUCAACGUCUUGGCUCGACUUCGUCUAAUAUCUGAGGGGGGACUUUUAUCAGAGAUUUCAGCGUGCAGUAGAGAGGGUAUGGUCGCAUUCCUGAAGAAAUCACUGUCCACCAUGACCUACAGCUCCCUCUGUAUACCAGAAGACAUCGCUGAGCGUGGGGUGGAGGCUGUGCCGAACUUCUACUACAGAGAUGACGGACUCAGGCUUUGGGCUAUCAUCCACAGCUUCGUGCAGAAAGUGCUGAGCUACUACUACAAGAAUGACGCUGAGGUCCAACAAGACACUGAACUGCAGAAGUGGAUUUUGGACAUUUUUGAACAUGGAUUCCUUUCCCAAGCAUGCACAGGAAUUCCAGAAAGGCUUUCCACCGUAGAUGAGUUGGUCAAGUAUGUCACCAUGGUGAUCUACACCUGCUCUGCACAGCAUGCUGCAGUGAAUGGUGGACAGUAUGACUAUGGUGCCUGGAUGCCCAACACUCCCACCUCCAUGCAACUUCCACCAACCACAAAAGGGACAACGAUGCUGGGGACAAUCCCUAACAUUAGCACAACAGUUAAGGGAAUGGUGGCCAUGUGGCUACUCAGCCAGCCACCUUCUGACUUUGUCGCUCUUGGUGAUUACCCGGAGGAACAUUUCAAUGAGGAAGUUCCCUGCGAGGCGAUAAAGGAUUUCCAACAUGAGCUUAAAGUGUUAAGUGCAGCAAUCAGAGUAAGAAACACGAGCCUGGAAAUCCCAUACACAUACAUGGAUCCAACAGAGAUGGAAAACAGUGUGUCCAUUUGAAUGGUGAGACCUUCUGAGCUGCCAAAUUCAGCUUCAUAUUAACAAAAGUGAAAAAAGGAAGAACUGCAUGUUUUUAACUGAUCUGUGAUUGUAAGCAGUCUAUUUGAUUUAACUGUGGUUAAUAAAUUGAAAUGCAUAAUAAAUUGACUGCUGUAAAUUAUAA
This is a messenger RNA of Larimichthys crocea (large yellow croaker), 2276 nucleotides long. RefSeq names its product hydroperoxide isomerase ALOXE3. Gene Ontology annotation, molecular function: protein binding; iron ion binding; oxidoreductase activity, acting on single donors with incorporation of molecular oxygen, incorporation of two atoms of oxygen. The coding region runs from base 131 to 2113 and encodes 660 amino acids. Gene Ontology annotation, biological process: lipid oxidation. The record is from RefSeq and is a predicted model, not a curated record. The transcript is spliced from 15 exons. Lineage: Eukaryota; Metazoa; Chordata; Actinopteri; Sciaenidae.